AAUCAUCUCGCGACAAGAUGCGGCCUUUCAAGCCGCCUACGCUCACGCACGUUCUUAAGGCACCGCAGAACAAUAGCAGUGUGAACGUUGCAAAUGAAGAGCCGCCUGCGAAGAAACGGCGACUGACAUCAGACCCUGUCCCAUCAAGAUCAUCUCCGAAAUCAGAUAUCGUGCAUCGGGGCUCACAAGUCUCAUCUCGAAGUCCUCUCAAACCAGUCAGAGAGACAAGCACAUCUGUUAAUGCAGGAUCAAGCGAGACACACACGGUUUACUACGCCGUACUGUGGCGGAAACCUACUACAAGGAAGAACAAAACAUGGGACGGUGACGGAGUGUUGUGCGUCCGUGAUGGGCAAGCUUUCCUGAAAAACGACAAGGGUAAGGACCUUGGCCGUACUUCAUGUAAAGGGCCACUGUUUGUUGGCUCAGGCCUGUCAGUAGGUGGCAGGGAGGUCGAGGUUGAAGCAUUGAUGACGAAAGAUGACUACAGGUCUGUUCAAAAGAACUUGGAGAAGGUCGCACAGCCGCCCCCAGUAUCGAAGCAGGCUGAUGGAGCGACCCAAAUUACAAAGAAGGCCCAAGCAAGGCACGACAAAAUCGUCGUGACGCAGAAAGAACGCCUCACCAAUGCAGUGCCGAGUUCUCAAGCAUCGAGAAGCUCCUUCAAGACCCCACUAGCCGUAAACCAUGUUCAAGCUAUGCCUAAAGACGUUGCUGUCCCUGUACCUCGCCAUGAUCCCAAAGCCACGAAUGCUUUGAUAAUGAAGCGACCACGUCCUGUAUCCAAAGGACAACAAAUAGUGGACGUCGUGGUGGAUCCGUUGUUGACCCGAGCACUACGCGAGCAUCAACGCGCCGGCGUUGCCUUCUUGUACGAGUGCGUCAUGGGGAUGAAGAGUCAUGGUGGCGAGGGUGCAGUACUGGCAGAUGAGAUGGGACUCGGCAAGACCUUGCAGACCAUCGCACUGAUCUGGACAUUGCUCAAGCAAAAUCCAAUAUACAACGAUCCCCCGGUAAUCAAGAAAGCUUUGAUUGUUUGCCCUGUUACACUGAUCGAGAACUGGAAAGCGGAAUUUCGGAAGUGGUUGGGCAACGAGCGUGUUGGCAUUUACGCUUUGGAGAAUAGCAAGCAGCGUCUGACCGACUUCACGCGCGGCAGGGCGUACAGUGUCAUGAUCGUUGGCUACGAGAUGUUGGUCAAGGUAAAAGCCGACCUUUUGAAAUGUCGCGAUAUCGGAAUCGUGAUUGCAGAUGAAGGUCAUCGGUUGAAGACUCAAGGCAAUAAAGCCGCUGCCGCUAUCAAAGAGCUCCAGACAGAACGGAGGGUCAUCUUGAGCGGGACACCGGUCCAAAAUGAUCUGACGGAAUUCUUCACUAUGGCUGAUUUCGUGAAUCCCGGAGUGCUGAACAAGUAUUCGCAUUUCAAGAAGGAAUUUGAAACCCCGAUUCUACGCAGUCGCCAGCCUGGUGCCAGUGCAGAAGAUCUCGAGAAAGGAGAGAGCCGUAAUCAGGAAUUAGCGGAGCUGACUAGUCCCUUCAUUCUGCGUCGGACAGCCGAAAUUUUGUCAAAAUAUUUGCCGACCAAGACCGAGUACGUCGUCUUCUGCAGGCCGACAACCAAACAAGCGUCAAUAUAUCGCAAGAUUAUCGCCUCGCCGGCUUUCGGUACUGCGUUUGGGGCGCCUCACAAUCAGCUGGAAUUGAUCAAUGUGUUGAAGAAGCUUUGCAACAGUCCUUCGCUUCUACUGGAGAAGGAUGGCGAUGACCAGGCGAAGGAGAGCGCUGUGAAGGAUGCAAUCAAAGAAGUGCCCCAAAGAAUUCUGAGAGAAAAUGUGGCGAGCGGAAAGCUACGCGUUCUUGACGCUUUACUUGAUCAAAUACAUCAACAUACUGAGGAAAAGGUCGUCCUGGUCAGCAAUUACACCUCGACCAUGGACAUACUUGAGAGGUUGAUUGGAUCGCUUGGCUAUUCACAUCUUCGACUUGACGGUUCCACGCCAACAUCCAAGCGACAAGACCUUGUCAAUCGGUUCAACCGAUCAUCAAAGAGCAAUUCAUUCAUAUUCCUGCUGUCGGCCAAAGCUGGUGGCGUGGGACUGAACUUGAUUGGUGCUUCGCGCCUCAUUCUAUUCGACAUCGACUGGAAUCCCGCCACAGAUCUGCAAGCCAUGGCUCGUGUCCAUCGAGAUGGUCAGAAGCACCCGUGUUUCAUCUAUCGCCUCUUGACGCAAGGCGCCCUUGACGAGAAGAUUUUCCAGCGCCAGGUCAGCAAGACGGGUCUCGCUGACAGUGUGGUCGAUGGCAAAACAGGAGUCAGCGGCUUCACGCACGAAGAGCUGCGGAACUUGUUCAGUCUCGACGAGAGUCCUGACUGCGAGACUCACAAAUUACUUAAUUGCCCUUGUGGCGGAAACGGUCUUGUUGUGAGAGACUCGAUCGAUGAUUCUGGCAUCACAAUAGACGAAGAGAGCGGGGCAGAAAUUGUUCGACUCGACGAUGACCAGGAAGCGGAUGCUCUCUUGAGCUCGAAGCCGAGGCCCUUGACCGACGUAGACCGCGAUGCACAGGAGGAGGAAAUCCGACGACAAUCUCGAGAAUGCAAGGAUUCAACCGGACGUACGAAGAUGUUGAGUCUGAUGCAGUACACCCAUCUAGACACUUCGCUCUGUGUUCAGCCGGUGGCGGAGCCGCCUCGAGAGGAUACUGAGUUGGUCGACGACGUUCAAGAGGAGACGAGUACUGGGCAGAUUGAUGACGUCGUCCUCCGCGAGGUGGUCACGGCGAAUGUCAGCUGGAUCGGAUUUGUGUUUUCGAAGAUGAGCGCUACGUGAGCUUGUCGUGUGUAUAGCUUAGACGGCUGAUAGAGCUCUCCUAUGCUGAUGAGAAAAUAUUGACGACGGAUGUGCAAAUAGCCGUGAUAGUGUUCCGCAA
Dissoconium aciculare CBS 342.82 is the source of this 2931-nucleotide messenger RNA. RefSeq names its product SNF2 family DNA-dependent ATPase domain-containing protein. The coding region runs from base 18 to 2831 and encodes 937 amino acids. Lineage: Eukaryota; Fungi; Ascomycota; Dothideomycetes; Mycosphaerellales; Dissoconiaceae. The transcript has a single exon. The record is from RefSeq and is a predicted model, not a curated record. Gene Ontology annotation, cellular component: nucleus. Gene Ontology annotation, biological process: reciprocal meiotic recombination; double-strand break repair via homologous recombination. Gene Ontology annotation, molecular function: DNA translocase activity; ATP binding; ATP-dependent chromatin remodeler activity.